Pteropus alecto (black flying fox) is the source of this 1752-nucleotide messenger RNA. It is a transcript of the gene PDILT, whose product is annotated as protein disulfide isomerase like, testis expressed. The coding region runs from base 1 to 1752 and encodes 583 amino acids. Gene Ontology annotation, biological process: protein folding. The record is from RefSeq and is a predicted model, not a curated record. NCBI's taxonomy places the organism in Eukaryota, Metazoa, Chordata, Mammalia, Chiroptera, Pteropodidae. The transcript is spliced from 11 exons. Gene Ontology annotation, cellular component: endoplasmic reticulum.
AUGAAGCUGCUCUGGGUGCUCUCGCUGCUGGUGGCCUCGCGUGUCCCCACUGUCCAGAGCUUGCCAGAGGACGACUUCGAGGACAUCACUGUCAACGUGUCCCAGCCCCUGCACAUCCUGGAGGAAGGCAACCUGAUGGUGCUGACGCCCGCCGGCCUGGCCCAGAUGCUGAACGAGACCCGCUUCCUCAUGGUGCUUUUCUACAACCCAUCCUCCAAGCAGUCCAGGAACCUAGCCGAGGAGCUGGGCAAAGCCGUGGAGAUCAUGGGCAAAGGCAAGAACGGGGUCGGCUUCGGCAAAGUGGACGUCACGGUUGAGAAGGAACUUCGGAAGGAAUUUGACAUUCAGAAGACUCCGGAGUUGAAGCUGUUUUUUGAGGGCAACAGGUCGGAGCCCAUCAGCUGCAAAGGAGUGGUUGAAUCUGCCGCCUUGGUCGUCUGGUUGAGAAGACAGAUUAGCCAGAAGGCGUUCUUGUUCACUGACACCCAGCAGGUGACAGAUUUUGUGAAAUCCAGGCCUUUGGUCAUCAUCGGCUUCUUCCAGGAUCUAGAGGAUGAAGCGGCAGAGCUGUUCUAUGAAGUGAUCAAAGGCUUCCCAGCGCUGACAUUCGGAGUGAUCGCGAUCCGUGACGCCGUCGGCCGUUUCCACGUCACCCUGGACAGCGUCCUGGUGUUCAAAAAGGGAAAUAUUGUGAAUCGCCAGGAGCUUCUGAAUGACAGUACAAACAAGCAAAUCCUCAACCAGGUCAUAAAGCAGCAACUCACAGGUUUUGUCAUCGAAUACAACACCGAGAAUAAGGAUCUGAUUUACGAGCUGCACAUCCUGAAUCACAUGCUGCUCUUCGUCUCUAAAAGCUCCAGGGCCUUUGGUUUGAUAAUGCAGCAUUACAAGCUGGCUUCGAAGGAAUUCCAAAACAAGAUCCUUUGCAUCCUCGUGGAUGCAGACGAACCCAGAAAUGGACGGAUCUUCGAAUACUUCCGGAUCACAGAGGUCAAUGUCCCAUCUGUCCAAAUCCUAAAUCUGAGCUCCGACGCGAGCUACAAAAUGCCGUUUGAGGACAUAACCUUCCAAAACCUCAAGAAAUUCGGCCGCAGCUACCUGAAUAGAAGUGCCAAGAAACAUCAGCCCAGCGAGGAGAUCCCAAAAUACUGGGACCAGGGGCCAGUGAAGCAGCUGGUAGGGGAGAACUUCAACCUCGUCGUCUUCGACAAAGAGCGGGAUGUUUUUGUGAUGUUCUACGCUCCCUGGUCCAGCAAGUGCAGGGCCCUGUUCCCGGUGUUGGAGGAGUUGGGCGUAAAGUAUCAAAACCACUCUACAGUCACCAUCGCCAAGAUCGACAUCACAGCAAACGACAUCCAGCUGAUGCACCUGGACCGCUACCCCUUCUUCAGGCUCUUCCCCACCAACUCUCAACAGGUGGUAAAGUAUAAGGGAGAACAUACCAUGCGAGGCUUUUCAGACUUCCUGGAAAGUCAAAUCAAGACCAGGACUGAGGAGAGCGAGGAGCGAAUGUCGACUGAGCAGAGCGAAGAGGUAGAAGAAGAGAUCUUAGCUAAAGAGGAGGAGGUACCUUUACUACAGGAAGAGUCGCCCGAGCAGAAUUUGCCGGAGCCGGAGAAUGUGACCCAGCUGGAGGAGCCAGAGGGGCAGACGGAAGCAGCUGAGGAGGAGGAGGAGGAGGAGAAGGCGGUUAAGCCAAAGAAGGGACAGUCCGGACGGGAGGAGAAAGCGGGAGCGAAGGAAGAACUGUAG